AUGGCUUCCAUCUCCCUCGCUCCCACCGCUACCUUCCUCCACAUCUCGGCCUCCGCCUCCUCCUCCUUCGAAGCCACUCCCGGAAUUCUAGCCGGCCGCCAGGCCGCACCCCGCGCCCUCCCGCUCCACGCGCGCCCGCCCCACCGCAUCACCGUUGCCUGCAGCGGCGCUGCGGCGACAGCCGCGGCCUCAGACGCCUCGCUGCCAGUGGAGAAGUUCCGGCUGGACAAUCUGGGUCCGCAGAAGGGGUUGUGCUGGCGCCCCAAGCGGAAGAGACGCGGUACGGAGGGGCACGAGCCCAAAUCGGAGAGUUUCGGGGGCCGCGCGUGGAUCCUUCAGCCGGAGAUGGCGCGAAGGAUAGGGGCUGAAAAGCAUCUAGGCCCCUAA
Molecule: messenger RNA, 387 nt
Organism: Sorghum bicolor (sorghum)
Lineage: Eukaryota; Viridiplantae; Streptophyta; Magnoliopsida; Poales; Poaceae
Product: 50S ribosomal protein L15, chloroplastic
Exons: 2
Coding region: 1-387 (128 amino acids)
Source: RefSeq, a predicted model, not a curated record